CAUCUCAUCACUUUAUUCGAGAGCUGUAUGGCCUGGGCCCCACUGCACUCACUGAUUUUGUUGAUGGUUCAUACCCACCAAGUAACAGUCACCAACCACCAAUCUGAACCAAAGAAUCUCUCCUCCUUCAUGUUUCCUUAACACCUCACGAAUCACACUCACCGGUAACUUCAGAUCUGCAUUUCAUCAACACAUCUCCACCAUGCCCGGUUUAGUUUCCGUCAAAACGCCACCACGAAUCUCCAUUCCAGAAGACCACAACAACCACCAGAUCCGCACCACUCCUGACUCAACCAACCCCAAAACAACACCACCGGCGCAACGGAGGCCUCCCUCACCCUCUCCGUCAUCCUCACGCGCCAAGCCGUCGCCAGAUCGGAGCUCCGGAAAGAAGAAAUCGCCAGAAAAGCAGUUAUUACUCGAUGAAUCCUCUCUCGAUAACCCCGAUCUAGGUCCUUUUCUGUUAAAACUCGCGCGUGACACAAUCGCGUCCGGUGAUGGGCCAAGUAAGGCGCUGGACUACGCGCUUCGCGCGUCGAAGUCGUUCGAGCGAUGUGCGGUUGAAGGAGAACCGAGCCUUGAUCUGGCGAUGUGUUUGCACGUUGUGGCGGCUAUUUACUGCAGUUUGGGGAGGUUUGAGGAGGCGAUUCCGGUGUUAGAUAGGGCGAUUAAGGUUCCUGAGAUCUCCAGAGGUGCGGAUCACGCGCUUGCUGCGUUUUCGGGGUAUAUGCAGUUAGGUGACACUCACUCCAUGCUAGGUCAGCUUGAUCGGUCAAUUGAGUGCUACAAGGAAGGUUUGAAAAUUCAGAUGGAGGCGUUGGGAGAUACAGAUCCCAGAGUUGCUGAGACUUGCAGAUACUUAGCUGAGGCUCAUGUUCAAGCAAUGCAAUUUGAUGAAGCAGAUACAUUAUGCAAAAGAACCCUUGAAAUCCACAGAGUACACAGUGCACCUGCAUCACUUGAAGAAGCAGCUGAUAGGCGAUUAAUGGCCCUCAUAUGUGAGGCAAAAGGAGACUAUGAAUCAGCCUUGGAACACCUUGUACUCGCCAGCAUGGCAAUGAUUGCCAACGGACAAGAUAAUGAAGUCGCUGCAAUAGAUCUCAGCAUAGGCAACAUCUAUUUAUCACUCUCCCGUUUCGAUGAAGCCGUUUUCUCUUAUCAGAAAGCACUUACUGUCUUCAAAGCCUCAAAAGGUGACAACCACCCUGCAGUCGCCUCUGUUUUCGUCCGCCUUGCUGACCUGUACUACAAAACCGGAAAGCUACGUGAAUCAAGAUCUUAUUGCGAAAACGCCCUUAGAAUAUACGCGAAACCCGUCCCUGGAACAACCCCAGAAGACAUCGCUAGUGGAAUGACGGAAAUCUCAGCAAUUUACGAAUCUUUCAACGAACCCGAGGAGGCAUUAAAGCUGUUACAAAAGUCGAUGAAACUUCUGGAGGAUAAGCCAGGUCAGCAGAGUACAAUCGCGGGUGUGGAAGCGCGCAUGGGUGUCAUGUUUUACAUGGUGGGAAGAUAUGAAGAAGCAAGAGGCGCCUUCGAAAGCGCUGUUGCUAAACUUAGGGCUAGCGGAGAAAGAAAAUCAGCGUUUUUUGGCGUCGUUUUGAACCAGAUGGGAUUAGCUUGUGUCCAGCUGUUCAAAAUAGAUGAAGCUGCCGAGUUGUUUGAGGAAGCAAGGGAGAUUUUAGAACAGGAGUGCGGUCCAUGUCAUCAAGACACCCUUGGAGUAUACAGUAAUCUUGCAGCGACAUACGAUGCUUUGGGGAGUAUAUGCAGAGUGGAAGAUGCAAUUGAGAUAUUGGAAUAUGUUUUAAAACUAAGAGAAGAAAAACUGGGAACAGCGAACCCAGAUUUCGAUGACGAGAAGAAACGGCUGGCGGAGCUUUUGAAAGAAGCGGGGAGGUCGCGCAACAAGAAAGCAAAGUCACUGGAGAAUCUUAUUGAUCCCAACUCAAAGAGGACAAAGAAAGAGGCUUCUUCAAAGAAAUGGUCUGCUUUUGGUUUUAGAAGUUAAUAAAAUAAAAGUAUAAUAUAUAUUCUUUCUCUAAUUACUAUUACUAUUUACUACAACCUUCACUCAUCAAUCAGUCAGUUGUAGAAAUGGUUUUAUGUGUAUAGUGUUUUUUUAUUUGAUUGACACCAAUUUGUUUUGUUAUUUUGUUGUUAUUGGGGCUUUGAGUUUGUUUUCUCAUUUUGUUGUAUGGAAUGGAAUAUCUAUAUUUUAUUUUAUUUGUGAUUUCUGAGAUC
Helianthus annuus (common sunflower) is the source of this 2244-nucleotide messenger RNA. RefSeq names its product protein KINESIN LIGHT CHAIN-RELATED 1. Lineage: Eukaryota; Viridiplantae; Streptophyta; Magnoliopsida; Asterales; Asteraceae. The transcript is spliced from 3 exons. Gene Ontology annotation, molecular function: protein binding. The record is from RefSeq and is a predicted model, not a curated record. The coding region runs from base 203 to 2011 and encodes 602 amino acids.